ACAUCCUUGUACAAGAAUACGUAAAAUUUGGAUCCUUGGACACAUAUUUGAAAAAGAACAAAAAUGUUAUCAAUAUCUUGUGGAAGCUGGAAGUAGCCAAACAGUUGGCAUUAGCCAUGCAUUUUCUGGAGGAUAAAGGCCUUGUUCAUGGGAAUGUCUGUGCAAAAAACAUCUUGCUUAUCAGAGAGGAAGACAGGAAGUCUGGAAACCUUCCGUUUAUAAAACUAAGUGAUCCUGGCAUCAGUAUUACAGUUUUGCCAAGAGAUAUUCUUCUUGAGAGAAUACCAUGGGUUCCACCUGAAUGUAUUGAGAAUCCCAAACAAUUAAGCCUGGCCACAGACAAAUGGAGUUUUGGUACUACUUUGUGGGAAAUCUGCAGUGGAGGAGACAAACCUCUGAGUGCACUGGAUUCUUCAAGAAAACUACAGUUUUAUGAAGAUAGGCACCAGCUUCCUGCCCCCAACUGGACAGAACUAGCAAACCUUAUAAACAACUGUAUGGAUUAUGAGCCAGAUUUCAGGCCUUCAUUUAGAGCAAUUAUACGUGACUUGAAUAGUUUGUUCACUCCAGAUUACGAGCUAUUGACAGAAAGUGAUAUGUUGCCAAAUAUGAGAAUUGGAGCACUUGGAUUUUCUGGUGCUUUUGAAGAUCGGGACCCAACACAGUUUGAAGAAAGACAUCUUAAGUUUUUACAGCAACUUGGCAAGGGAAAUUUUGGCAGUGUUGAGAUGUGCCGGUAUGACCCACUGCAGGAUAAUACCGGAGAGGUGGUGGCUGUGAAAAAGCUGCAACAUAGCACAGAAGAGCACCUUAGAGACUUUGAAAGAGAAAUUGAAAUACUUAAAUCUCUGCAGCAUGAUAACAUUGUUAAAUACAAAGGAGUAUGCUACAGCGCAGGUCGUAGGAAUCUAAGAUUAAUUAUGGAAUAUUUACCAUAUGGAAGUUUACGAGAUUAUCUGCAGAAACACAAGGAGAGGCUGGACCACAAGAAGCUUUUGCUGUAUGCAUCUCAGAUAUGCAAG
This is a messenger RNA of Fulmarus glacialis (Northern fulmar), 1022 nucleotides long. RefSeq names its product tyrosine-protein kinase JAK2. Lineage: Eukaryota; Metazoa; Chordata; Aves; Procellariiformes; Procellariidae. The transcript is spliced from 7 exons. Gene Ontology annotation, biological process: cell differentiation; cytokine-mediated signaling pathway; hemopoiesis. Gene Ontology annotation, molecular function: ATP binding; cytokine receptor binding; non-membrane spanning protein tyrosine kinase activity. The record is from RefSeq and is a predicted model, not a curated record. The annotation marks the transcript as partial. Gene Ontology annotation, cellular component: membrane; cytosol.